This is a messenger RNA of Pristis pectinata (smalltooth sawfish), 1172 nucleotides long. It is a transcript of the gene ecsit, whose product is annotated as ECSIT signaling integrator. The record is from RefSeq and is a predicted model, not a curated record. Bases 1 to 615 code for a protein of 204 amino acids. Gene Ontology annotation, cellular component: mitochondrion. The transcript is spliced from 5 exons. Lineage: Eukaryota; Metazoa; Chordata; Chondrichthyes; Rhinopristiformes; Pristidae.
AUGUCGGGCCGGCGUGGGUUAGGAAGGGGCCUGUCGCCGGUCCCCCGACCCCGGGAGGAGGCAGCACCGGACGGAGGGGUGCUCCGCGUCCCCCACCUUGUGGGUCUCCAGAGCCCGGAGCAGCGGGAUCUGCUGGCCCGGCACGACCCCCGGCGCCCCGUCUUCGUGGAGGGUCCGUUCCCCCUCUGGCUCCGCCGCACCUGCCUCCACUACUACCUGCUGCGCUCGGACCCCCUGCCCCCCGAGCUGGAGGGAACGAAGCCAGUGGACCCUGAGCGGAACCUCUACUACCCCAUGGAGCUGAGCUUCGACUUGGACCGUGACCUGGGAGACGACGACGGACUCGAGGUGGAGGAAGUUCUCGAGGGUCCGGUCUUUGCCCUGUGCCAGGCGGGCUCCGGUGAUGCCGCCUCCCUCUCCCGGUGGAUCGAUGGGCUGCAGGAGACCAACCCGUCGCUGAGCCACACCCCGGUGGUGUUCCGCACCACCGCUGCCGCUGCAGCCCCUCGCCGGCUGGUGCCCGCCGUGGACCCGGAGCCGGCCCCAUCCGAGGCCAAGCCCCAGGACGGGGAGUGGGAGGAGGAGGAGCCGGGCUCCAGGAGGAUGCGGCGCUGAGACCGGCAGCUCGUCGCUUGAGUCGGAGCCCGGGGGACGGGAAUCCUUCGCCCUUGUUACACCCCUCCGACCUGCUGGGGGCCGCGGGGUGGAUCCGGGGGUCCCGGGGUGGGUCCGGGGACCGUGGGGGUGGAUGCGCAGGCUGCAGGGUUGUGUCCGGGGGUCCCGGGGGCCGCGGGGUGGGUCCAGGGGCUGGGAUCCGCGGCAGUCGGGGCCGGGUGGGACGUCCCCUUCCCUCCAUCCCCCCUCCGUCCCUCCCUCUCUCGAACCCCUCAUUCCCACCCUAUCUUUAACCCCUCGUUCCCCCUCCCUCCUUCCCCUCUGCCCCCUCGCUCCCUCCCUCCCCUCUGCCCCCUCUCGCUCCCACCCUCCCCUCUGAACACCUCCCUCCCUCCCUGCCCCCUUAAUCCCUCCCCUCUGACCCUUUUCCCUCCCAGUCACCCCCUCUCCCCCUCCCUCUGACCCCCUCUCCCCUCUGACGCCCUUCCUCCCUCCCCCAUUGAGUGAACAAUCCUGUGUAUGUUCCACGGUCUGAAUAAAACCCUGUGAAAAGCCUC